GCUUGGUCCCGUGCCUGCGCCCCGCGAACGCGCAUCAAAUUAGCAUCGAUGAAGUUUGUGCGAACAUGGCGGAUUUCCUGCCGACCAGGUCCGUGUUAAAAGUUUGUCUACCUGUCUGCCUGCUUAACAGCGGCGAGGUGGAACAGCUCCGAAAGUCCAAGGAGAUCGACAGAUGUCUUUCCCGAGAGAAAACGUAUGUGAAACGGCUGGUGAAGAUCCUGCUGCUAGGCGCUGGCGAGAGCGGCAAGUCGACUUUCCUCAAACAAAUGCGGAUCAUCCACGGCCAGGACUUCGACCAGCAAGCCCGAGAGGAGUUCAGAGGCACGAUUUACAGCAACGUUAUCAAAGGUGUACGUGUAUUGGUGGAUGCGCGGGAGAAGCUGCACAUCCCAUGGGGCGACCCAGACAACCAGCAGUAUGGGGACAGCUUGAUGGCGUUCGACACCCGGUCGGCUAAGAUGGCCAGCGGCAAGCUGGAGACGUCCACUUUCUUGCAGUACAUGCCCGCCAUCAAAUCUCUGUGGGCAGACUCGGGUAUACAGAAUGCCUACGAUCGUCGCAGGGAGUUUCAGCUGGGUGAGUCAGUGAAGUAUUUCUUGGAUAAUCUGGAUAAGCUUGGCGACCUGAAUUAUCUUCCCAGUCAACAGGACAUCCUGCUGGCCCGUAAACCCACCAAAGGCAUCCACGAAUAUGACUUUGAAAUCAAGAAUGUUCCCUUCAAGAUGGUGGACGUGGGAGGGCAGCGGUCAGAGCGAAGGCGCUGGUUCGAGUGCUUCGACUCCGUCACCUCCAUCCUCUUCCUCGUCUCCUCCUCUGAAUACGAUCAGGUGCUGAUGGAGGACAGGCAAACUAAUCGUCUGCGUGAGUCGCUCAACAUCUUCGAGACCAUCGUCAACAACCGCGUCUUCAUCAACGUUUCAAUCAUCCUCUUCCUCAACAAGACAGACCUACUGGAGGAGAAGGUGAAGAGCGUUCCGCUCAAGGACUACUUUCCUGACUACACUGGGCCGGAGCACAGCCUGCCGGACAUCCAGGCGUUCAUGGUGGAGUGCUUCCGGGCCAAGAGACGCGACGGCACCCAGAAGCCCCUAUACCACCACUUCACCACAGCCAUCAACACGGAGAACAUCAGGCUGGUGUUCCGGGACGUCAAGGACACCAUCCUCCACGACAACCUCAAACAGCUCAUGCUCCAAUGACCCCUGUCAACCUGUGAAAGUAGAGGACCUGAAUGGGGACAAACCUCCCCCUCACUCCUGAAGAGGACUUGGGAGGGACCAGCCUCAGAAGAAUCCGAUAGACAUCAGCAUUCUUCUUCAGCCGUUUUUAAAAUUAGUUUUUAUGCUCCUCUUUUGAAGAGUUGGCCUUCUUGUUAGUUCAGGGUUUGGUAGGGAAAUGAGUCAGUAGGGCAGACUGUCUGUGGUUAACAAAAAAAAAACAUAAAAAAAGACAAGCAGGUGGUUUGGAUGUUGGAUGACAUCUGAUCUCUGCUGCUUUGUUUCUCCUCUGGCCUGAGCUCCGCCUUACAGCACUAGACUCGCUGGGGCUUUUCAACUCACAAGGUGCUGGUGCCUGUGUCAGUACCUGACCGUGGAACCAACAUUUUACAAAUAGGGCAUAUGGUUUCUUAACCACACAUACACCUUUGCUAAGCAACAAACAGGAAAUUACCGUGGUGAAAUAAUAACAUGUAAGCAAACAGCAGUUAGAUGGCUUAAAUGUACCAAGAUUAUCUGUGCCAGAGUUGAUUGGCUAGUCCAUGUCCAAGCACUGAAUUCAUCUAGUCCAAAAUCACUCCAUUAUGUCAGUUGCACUCUCCAGUGCUGCUUUGUGAACAUUAUUUCUAAGCCCCUGUCGUCUGUAGAGGGUUGCUGAUGAUCUGGAGAAUGCACAAGUUUUUCUGUUUGUCUGUUUUUUUACUUUUAUGGACAGCACCAUUCCUCCCUCUUCCCAUCCCAGUUACCUGUUUGUCUCAGUUCAACAUCAGCAGGUUGAAAGUGCUGGCACGGAGCCAGUUUUGCUGGGACCAGGACCAGUUCAUUGAUGGUGAAAGUGCCACUCAGGAUGAUUAAAAGAUCUGAUGUGGAAACUGGCUCCAGCACCAGCACCUUGUCUGUGGAAAAACUGCUAGAAAAGUGUAAGACUGAACCUACAACGCCUUUCCACAUAAUGUCCUAUAGACAAAUCACUGUUUGAAUCCUGCAUUUGUGCCUAUGUCUCUAUCUACAUUUAUAAAGUCAGUCUCAGCUUCCUUAGACACGUAAUUAAGAUGUCCUUUUAUUUUUGGUCGGUUUGAGGGUAAAAUUACCUUCAGUUGGCACACUAGGCAGGUGAGCCAACAAGUGAACAUGCAGUCCACUGUUUUCUCAGGGUUGAAUCAAAACCGGCAUUAAUGCUGAUGUCAUUGUUGGUGAACGAACUCAAUAAUCUAAUUUUAAUCUGGGUGGCAGAGCUGUGAGACUCAGCCAGGCCUCAGUACAGUUAGCUAGGUGGUGUUUGGUACUGUAUCCUCCUGGCUUUGACCCUUGAUCUUUGACCCAGAACCCCCCGCGCUCCUCCUCUGUCUCUCCUUGUUUUCAUCUCUGAUUAGAUGCCUUGUAAAGGGACAGAUCCCCUUUUUGCCUGAAUGAUGAAUGUCUGUUAAUAGAUGUACAGAGAUUUGCUCUAGAUCGUCUGAAUAUACUGGAACCAACGUUGCUGUGGUAAGAUGUAACCAGUUGUAAGAAUUUCUGUGUUGGCACUGAGUUGUGUCUUCUUUUUUUUUUUUUUUUUCAAAAAUGCAACCUUGUGCUGUUUAGAAUUUCCCUUAAAAAAUAAAAUUUGAAAUUGUAGAGAAAAAAAAAACACAAACAAAAAAAAGCUACUGUAUUUGAAUACUUUUGUCAGCAACUGUAUUCUGUAGGGGGCCAGUCUUUGUUAGAGGACAACUUCCAGGCACUGUUAAAAUCUCUGUUUCUCUGCCAAAUCAACCCAUGCUUUCUUGACUCUGUUCACAUCGACAGACUGUAGUUUCUCUCCAAAAACACAGCCCCUGUGAGCUUCAGUUUGCUUCCAGUCCUGGCUUUGUACAUACUGUAAUCUGUUGCCAUGUAAAUAAUAUUCAGGUUUAUCUCCUUAUAUGUAAAUGGUUGUAGAAAUGGCGUAUUUUUCCCCUUUCUGAAUGUGUUUCAAAUCACUGCUUUUCCAAUGAAGAUGACUUUUUAUGUAGAUGUAUUUUUGUGUAAUUUUUCCAAUGCCUUUUUGAAAUUCAUUCCUGUGUCAAGUCUCAUGCCACUCUAACCCUCUCAAUAAAUACACUUUUCUAAUGAAA
Molecule: messenger RNA, 3310 nt
Organism: Lates calcarifer (barramundi perch)
Lineage: Eukaryota; Metazoa; Chordata; Actinopteri; Centropomidae
Product: guanine nucleotide-binding protein subunit alpha-13
Exons: 5
Coding region: 66-1199 (377 amino acids)
Biological process (GO): Rho protein signal transduction; adenylate cyclase-activating G protein-coupled receptor signaling pathway
Cellular component (GO): brush border membrane; heterotrimeric G-protein complex
Molecular function (GO): D5 dopamine receptor binding; GTPase activity; G-protein beta/gamma-subunit complex binding
Source: RefSeq, a predicted model, not a curated record